CCCUCAGCUGGGACUGUUUGUCGCUGAGAGCCUCGGGUCGACAUGGACUCUCACCUCCUGCUCUGCCUCAUGAUUCUACCAACUCUGAGACUCUCAGCAGGCCAGUUCCUGGGAUGCCACCCAGACCAGUGGCUUUGUGAUGAUGGAACCUGUAUCCCUGAUAAAUGGAAAUGUGAUGGAGAAGGAGACUGUCUGGAUGGAUCUGAUGAAAUGGAUUGUGCUGCGGCCCCAGGCUCCCCUCUGUGUCCACCAGGUCAGUUUCCUUGCGUGGACUCUGUCGGCUGCGUGGAUGCUUCGGCCCGUUGUGACGGACGGAGCCAGUGUCCCACCGGCUCUGACGAGGAGAACUGUACGGCCGCAGACGGCUGUCUGGACUCGGACUGGACCUGUCGGAACCGCUUGUGUGUCCCCAAAGAGCAGCACUGCAACGGGCUGAACGACUGCAUGGACAACUCUGACGAAAAGGACUGCGGUGUGUGUGUCGAGGGCGGCGUGCGGUGUCCUGACGGGACGUGUCUAUCUCCUGAAGAGAGGUGUGACGGACAGGUUCACUGCUUGGAUGGAAGCGAUGAGCCCAUAACCUGCGGUCGUAUCUGCUCGAUGAACAACGGCGGCUGUAACCACGUGUGUGUCGACGAGCCCUGGGGCACUCUGUGUGCCUGUCGGGUUGGAUAUAAGCUCUCAGCCAAUGGAGCGGUCUGUGAAGAUGUGGACGAAUGUGCGUCACCUUUUUCUCCCUGCAUGCAUCACUGCACGAACACCAUCGGAUCCUACUACUGCCACUGCAGAGACGGCUUCAGACUGAAUGGAAACUCCAUAUGUGUAGCAACAGGUAACGCCACCCGGCUGCUGACCGUGCAGAGGAGAUCUAUCGGACUGUUGAACGUGAAGUCUCAACAGUUUGAAGUUGUCAUGACCGCGGUGAUUGACCCAGUGGCCUUGACGUUUGACGUGGCCCGGGGCUGGUACUUCUGGGCCGACGGGAGUGGCAGCAUCUUUAAAAGUGAUGGACGUCGCAGCUGGACGACCUACACUGGAGAGCCUGGUAUAAAUAGUCUGGCUUGUGAUUGGCUGAAUGGAAACCUUUACUGGACCAAUCAGAAGACGGAGGCCAUCUACAUGCAGGCAGCUGACGGGGACAGUUACAUGACUCUGAUGAGAAAAAACAUCAGCCCGUCAGAUCUGGUGCUUCUACCUGUGGAAAGCUUGAUGUUCUGGAUUAAUGGCGGCCCAGGUGAGCGGGUGACGAUAGAGAAGUCGUGGAUGGACGGAUCAGAGAGAAACGCUCUGACGGUCGUCACCGCUCAGUCUGCUCACGGCCUCACUGCCGACGUGGAGGCCAGGAGACUGUACUGGAUCAGCGACUUCAAGAAGUCCAUAGAGACGGUGAAGGUGGACGGGACGGGUCGGUUCUCCUUCACCGGAAUGUUCCCCAAGCGAGUUCCUCUCAGCCUGGCGGUUUUUGAGGGCUUGUUCUACUGGGUCGACGUCAAAGGGCUGUGGCAGGUUCCACAGAACCAUCACAACCAGAAGAGGUUUCUCUGGAAAGAUGAUCUGCCUCUGUUGACUGUUUUCCAUGAGCUCCAGCAGCCUAAAGGCUCCUCUGCCUGUGUGAAGACUCUGUGUCACCUCUGCCAGUUAACUAAAGGAAACCUAGCCGGAUUCAGCUGCACCUGUCCAGACUUCAAAAUGCUGCUGCUUGACGGGUCAUGUCAAUAUCCAAGAUUUCUUUACGCCACCAGUACCAACAUCAACCUGUUGGAGUUCAAAGAAAAAGUGUCGUCUGAUAAGCUGCUGUUUAGCACCGAUGACGGGAUCCUGUCGUUUGAUGUGGACUGGUACAGAGACUGGUUGUACUGGGCCAACAACACCGGCCACAUCCAACGCACCAGUCUGACGCAGGUCAGGACCGAGGUGGUGCCAGCUCCUCUGCCAGUCUGUCAUAUAAAAGUAGACCAGAGGAAGGAGAGUCUUUACUGGGUGUCCUGUGACCAAAACAGUUUGGGCACCACCGCAGCUGGUGGUGGUCUCCCGCAGCAGCUGUACCGCACAGAGGGGAACAUCCGGGAGUUUUAUCUGGACUGGCUGAGAGGUGGCGUCAUCUGGCUGGAGGACGACCGCAUCUUCAGCAUGAGCGAGAUGGGAGGCAAAGCCAAAGAGCUGCUGCAGUUGGCUGGAGGAGUCCGAGGGAACAUGGCCUUCGACCUCAGGGCCAAUAGUCUGCUGUGGAACUCAGAAAGCUCAGGCCUCACAGCCAUGAGUUUGCUGCAGGUGCGGAGCCACCAGGCUGGAAGACGGUGGAACAUUCCCGGCUCAGUUGUCGGCGCCUGCGAGCCCUUCCUGUUGUCGCUCUCUGAUGAUGGCAUGACUCUGUGGGAUCGGCGUGAAGGGACGCCCCUCCAGCACAUCGCAGUGAGGGGUCAGGUGGUCCAAGUCGUCUCUGCACUUGGGGACGUUCGAACAGUGCCCAGUUCUUCAGCCUGCAGUGAACCGUCCGUGCUGUGCAGACACUCAUCAGUCUGCCUCUCACAAGCUCAGCUGUGUGACGGUAAACGGGACUGUCCCGACGGAGACGACGAGGAAUUCUGCGUCAUCACAUGUCCAUCUAAAGAGGAUUUCAAGUGCAAGGACAACAGCAAUUGCAUCGCCAGGAAUCUCGCUUGCGACGGUCACGCUCAUUGUCGCGAUGGCUCGGACGAAGUCGACUGUCCGACCGUGGCUCCUCCUGCGAGUCGGCCAAAAGUCCUGAAGUGUCGCGUGGGCUGGAAGCUGUGCGAAGACGGCACAGAGUGUGUUUCAUACAACCACGUGUGUGACAGAGAGGUCGACUGUAAGGACGGAUCAGAUGAGAUGGGAUGUGAUGCAACUCCAACCAGACCUGCUAUCGUCUCAUCCACCACAUCUCCUGCUCCGACUGAGCCGCCCUGCAGCAGCCCGUCCGUGCGCUGUCCUUCGGUUCAACUCUGCAUUUCUCCCAGCCAGUUCUGCGACGGCCGUGAAGACUGUCCUGACGGCUUUGACGAAAAGACCUGUGUGAAAAGCUGCCCUUCAAUGAAUGAUUUCCGCUGCAAAGACCGUCGGAGCUGCGUCUCAAAGAGUCUGGUCUGUGACGGUCGCUCUCAUUGUCACGACGGCUCGGACGAGGUCGACUGUGCGGCCGUAGCUGCUCCUGCAAGUCGGCCAAAAGUCCUGAAGUGUCGCGUGGGCUCCAGACUUUGCAGAGACGAGACCGAAUGUGUUCUCUUUAGUCACGUUUGUGAUGGAGAGAGAGACUGCAGAGACGGAUCAGAUGAAGAACAAUGUGAUGCUGCACACAAUGCCGAUCUUGAAGAAAAUCACAAAUCUAGGUCUCCUGCACCAGUGGUACCAUCUACUGAGCCUCCAACCAAACCACCCUGCACCAGUCCCUCAGUUCUGUGUCCAGGUUCUUCUUUAUGCAUCAAACCAACGCAGAUGUGUGAUGGAAAGAGAGACUGUCCUGAUGGAUCUGAUGAGAACUGUGUGAAACGAUGUCCCUACAAGACCGACUUCCACUGCAAAGACCGUCGGAGCUGCGUCUCAAAGAGUCUGGUCUGUGACGGUCGCUCUCAUUGUCACGACGGCUCGGACGAGGUCGACUGUGCGGCCGUAGCUGCUCCUGCACCUCGUUCAAACAUCCUGAAGUGUCGCGUGGGCUCCAGACUUUGCAGAGACGAGACCGAAUGUGUUCUCUUUACUCACGUUUGUGAUGGAGAGAGAGACUGCAGAGACGGAUCAGAUGAAGAACAAUGUGAUGCUGCACACAAUGCCGCUAACGCAGAAAAUCACAAAACUUGGUCUCCUGCACCAGUGGUACCAUCUACUGAGCCUCCAACCAAACCACCCUGCACCAGUCCCUCAGUUCUGUGUCCAGGUUCUUCUUUAUGCAUCAAACCAACACAGAUGUGUGAUGGAAAGAGAGACUGUCCUGAUGGAUCUGAUGAGAACUGUGUGAAACGAUGUCCCUACAAGACCGACUUCCGCUGCAAAGACCGUCGGAGCUGCGUCUCAAAGAGUCUGGUCUGUGACGGUCGCUCUCAUUGUCACGACGGCUCGGACGAGGUCGACUGUGCGGCCGUAGCUGCUCCUGCACCUCGUUCAAACAUCCUGAAGUGUCAUAUGGGCUCCAGACUUUGCAGAGACGAGACCGAAUGUGUUCUCUUUACUCACGUUUGUGAUGGAGAGAGAGACUGCAGAGACGGAUCAGAUGAAGAACAAUGUGAUGCUGAAAAAAAGAUCGCCACUAAUCCAGAAAAUCCACCUUUAAAUAAACCCCCUGCAGUCGCCCUGCCCUCGACUCAACCUCCCCACCAGCCGACCUGCACCAGUCCCUCAGUUCUGUGUCCAGGUUCUUCUUUAUGCAUCAAACCAACACAGAUGUGUGAUGGAAAGAGAGACUGUCCUGAUGGAUCUGAUGAGAACUGUGUGAAACGAUGCCCUUACACGACUCAGAUUCUCUGCAAGGACCGCAGGAGCUGCAUCUCAAAGGAUCUGGUUUGUGACGGUCGCGCUCACUGUCACGACGGCUCAGACGAGCUCGACUGUCCGAGCGAGUCUCCUCCUGCGUCUCGGACCAAUGUCCUGAAGUGCCGUAAGGGCUCGAGGCUGUGUAACGACGGCACAGAGUGUGUUCUAUACAGCCACUUGUGUGACGGAGAGAAGGACUGUGUGGAUGGAUCUGACGAACGAGGAUGUCCGGAAACCUGUAAACAAGAUGAGUUCCAGUGCUCCCACGGGAAGAUUUGCAUCCCUGCGGCUCAGGUGUGUGACGGGAUAUCUCAGUGUCAGGACCAGUCUGAUGAGCUCGACUGCCGGGAACAAACCAAGAGCUGCGAGUAUCGCUGUCCCGACGGCAAGCGCUGCAUCCCAAACAAGUUCCUGUGCGACGGAGAGAGAGACUGCGUGGAUGGCACGGAUGAGGAAGGCUGCGAAGACCCUGCUACCACUGCUGAGCCUCCUCUCCGCAAUUUCAAGUCGGCUUGCGUCGCACCUUCAGUCCUCUGCCCCGGUUCAUCAAUGUGCAUCGCUCAAAAUCAGCUGUGUGAUGCACGACGAGACUGCCCUGAUGGAUUUGAUGAGAAGGACUGUGUGUUCCAGUGUAAAAACAGAGAUGACUUCCUGUGCAGCGACCGGAGAAAGUGCGUCUCCAAGGUGGAAGUGUGCGACGGACGUUCCCACUGUCCCGACGGCUCUGAUGAGAUGCAGUGUCGGUCAGAAGGUCCCUCCUCCAAUGUGCUCAACGACAAAUCAGCACCUCUGAAGUGCCUCAAAGGUUUCAAGCCGUGUAAAGACGGCCUGGACUGUGUCAUGUACAGCCACGUGUGCGACGGAGAGAGAGACUGCCACGACGGGUCAGACGAAGAAGGAUGUGCUGUUGAAUGCAAAGAAGGUGAGUUCCAGUGUUCUCACGGGAAGAGCUGCAUCCCACUGGGGCAGGUGUGCGACGGGGAGUACAACUGCCAGGACCGGUCUGAUGAAAUGGGCUGUUCCAAGAUGAGUGAGGGCUGCCAUCAGCGCUGUGACAACAACACUCGCUGUAUACCCAAGACCUUCCUGUGUGACGGCGAGAGAGACUGUGCUGAUGGGUCGGAUGAGGAAAAGUGUGCUCUGGUGGCCUGUGCGAUUAACCAGUUUCGCUGCACCAGCGGUCAGUGUGUGUCUGAGGCCCUGCGGUGUGACGGAUAUGCCGACUGCAGCGAUCGCUCCGAUGAGAUGGACUGCACCAGACCCCCGCGCUGCCCGGCACACCUCCGAUGCCUGCACAGCCACGAGUGCCUGCAGAAGGAGUGGCUCUGUGAUGGCGAGAACGACUGCGAAGACGGCUCAGACGAGAAGAACUGUGUGACACCGGCAGCAACGUGCAGGGAAUACCAGUGGCAGUGCGGAGACAGCAGCCAGUGCAUCCCUCUGUCCUGGAAGUGUGAUGGGAAAAAGGACUGUCACAAUGGAGCAGACGAAAACAAAUGCCGCCAGAGAAACUGCCCCUCUCCCCUUUACCAGUGUGGCAGUGGAGAGUGUGUGGACCCUGGCCUGGUGUGUAACGGCUUCACCAACUGUGCCGACAGUUCAGACGAGGGCGCAGGGUGUGCUCAACGCAACUGCUCCAGCCCGUCAGCUCCUCGGUGUGAACACGGCUGCGUCAGCACCCCUAAGGGAGCGAGGUGUUACUGCGCUGCAGGUUUCACGCUACGGUCCAGCGCCGUGUCCUGUGCGGACAUUGACGAGUGCUACAUAGCGCCCCACGCUGUUUGCAAACACAACUGCCGCAACACCCGUGGGUCUUAUGCCUGUGACUGCAACCCUGGUUUCUUCCUGGAGCCUGACAACAAAAGCUGCAAGACCAAGGACGAACCUUUGCUCCUGGCGUCCGUGCAGUCGGAGCUGUUACUCCUGGGAGUCCACAGCAGCACCUUGCGUCUUCUCUCCUUCGCCAGUCGACCGGUCUUCUCGCUGGAUUACCACUGGGAGCGGCAGAGAGUUUACUGGCUGAGCCCCGACUAUCAGAGCAUCCGCUGGACUGACAUGAAUGGCUCCAAUAACAAAGGAACGCUUAUCAAAGGAGUGAAGUCUGAUUUUAUCGCCGUGGACUGGGUCGGUAAGAACCUGUACUGGGUGGACGGACUCGUCGGCCGGAUUCUGGCAGUGAAGCUCAGCGACAAGACGGUGAGAUCUCAGGACUACACUGUGGUUCUGGGAGAAGAUCUGGAGCAGCCGAGCUCACUGGUGUUACUGCCACACAGAGGGCUGAUGCUGUGGUCCGAGAUCGGCAGCACCCCUCAGAUCGAGCAGUCUGGUAUGGAUGGUUCACAGAGGAAGGUGGUGGUGAGUCAGGGGCUGAGCUGGCCUGUCAGUUUGGCCUAUGACCUCCUGGACGACAGGGUUUACUGGGCCGAUGAGAAGCUGCGCUGCAUCGGCUCGGCCUCCCUGGACGGAGAGCAGGUCAAGAUUCUCCAGUUAGCCGAAACUCCAAGCCCUUUCUCUGUGGGGGUCUUCAACGACCGAUUGUUCUGGUCCGACACAAAGAGGAGAACGAUCCGCUCGGCUGAUAAGAACACUGGCAAAGAUCAGAAGGUUCUUCUGAAGAGGCCCGGACAACCGUUUGGACUGAAGCUGAUGCAUGCCCUCUCCCAGCCGGUCACACCCAGCCCCUGUGAUCUUCUCCAUUGCUCCCACCUCUGCCUGCUGGCUCCUGCAGAAAGAGGCCAGUCUGGAGCAGCAGGAGCUCCAGUGGCGAGGGGGCUCACGGCAGUUUGUCGAUGCCCAAAGGGGCUGCUGCUCUCCAAGGACAAGAUCACCUGCUCUCUGCCGAUGGAGUCGUCUUUCAUGCUGCUUUUGUCUCCCACCACAGUCUAUCAGAUUUACCUGCACACCCUGCAAAAAGAAGGCGUUGCUCUUAAAAAAAUGCCAACCAGUCGAGUUUUGCCUCUUCCUGGAGUAACAGAGGCAUCAGGCCUGGACGUGUCCAUCCACGAGUUCUCUCUGUACGUGGCCGAUGCAGGACAAGGAACUGUGGACGUGCUGAAACUGAGCGGCUCCAGGUCCAGGCAGGGGCUGACACCUGCUGGACAAAUCCUGAAGCUGAAGGAGGAUCCAGUCACAGCUCUGGCGGUCGACUGGGUGACCUCCAACCUCUACUGGAGCAGCACCAACAGGCCUGACCUCCACGUGACCUCCCACCACAACGGCUACACCACCUCUCUGCUGCAGGGGUCACUGAAGGGAACUACGUCCAUCGCUCUGCACCCCCCCUCGGGACGACUUUGCUACACAGCGAUAGUUGAGUCCAAUGAAAAGAGCCAGACGGAGGUGAACUGCGCCUGGAUGGACGGCCGGGACAAGGCAGUGCUGUGGAGGGAGUCGCUCAUCCCCACCUCGCUGGGCUUCUCUCAUGAAGGAUCCAUGAUCUACUGGGCUGACCCGGGCGAGGGGGUGAUCAGCUCUAUCGGAGUGGAUGGAUCAGGUUAUAAACAGUAUAAAACGGGGCCAGGUCUGCUCAUCUCCUUCACACAAACCGAGAACUUCCUCCUCUGGAUCACUCUGGACAAAGAUGUGACUCAACUGUGGUUCAGUGACGGACUUCAGCCUAAACAGCUGUGGUUUGAGACCAAGACGAGUCUGGUGGAGGUGAAGGCCUACAGCAACGACACCCAGUCUGGAACAAAUGGCUGCUCCGACAGCAACGGCGGCUGUGCCCAUCUGUGUCUGGCCUUUCCUGGAGGUCGCACGUGUAAAUGCGGCGAGGACUUCUACAGCGUCGGCGCCACUUCCUGCGCCCGCCUCCACGACUGCCCGGAUGGAGAGCGGUCCUGCUUUGAUGGAACCAAGUGUAUCAGCAGCAGCAGGUUCUGUGACGGACGCGUGGACUGUCAGGACCAGUCUGACGAACAGGACUGUCCAAACACAAACAAUUUCGAGAGCACAGCCGGUGAUGACCGUCAUCACGAGUCUUCCCCUCCUCAACCAAACAUCCCAGAACACAAAAACGCUCUUGAAGUUAAAGACUGUGACCCCCAGCACUGCCACGGUCAAGGUCACUGCGUCACAGAGGGUGAAGUCGCUCGCUGUCAGUGUUCGGCCGGGUACAACGGAGAGUUUUGCCAGGAGACGGAAGGUGGACACCAUCACGGGGUGGUCAUCCUCGGCGUCUUCUGCCUCGUGGCCUUGUUGAUGGCGGCUGCUUUUAUCUUUGCAAAAAGGAGAGCCUGGGCGUCCAUCAGGAGCAGAUCCAUUGAGAAGGAAACUCUGAUGGCCAACAUGGGUCUGCCGUGUGAAAACUACGAUUCUGAAUCUGAGGAGCUGGAAUCCCCCGACGACACCAAGAACCCAGCGUUUAUGUUAAAGAUGCUCAAACCUAAAUAAUCAUCUGCAUCUUUACAUUUGUUCAGAUGUCACAAGUCAUAUCUGAUCCUGGAUUUCAACAUGCUGAUGCAGACUGUAUUGUAAUAAAUGUAACGUAUAAUGAACCAGUAA
This is a messenger RNA of Hippoglossus stenolepis (Pacific halibut), 8988 nucleotides long. Its product is annotated as low-density lipoprotein receptor-related protein 2-like. NCBI's taxonomy places the organism in Eukaryota, Metazoa, Chordata, Actinopteri, Pleuronectiformes, Pleuronectidae. The transcript has 46 exons. Gene Ontology annotation, molecular function: protein binding; calcium ion binding. Bases 43 to 8877 code for a protein of 2944 amino acids. The record is from RefSeq and is a predicted model, not a curated record.